AAUAUUUGUAUAUCAACGUAUAUUUUGUAUAUUCGAUAGAUCUUAUCUCAACCAUGUUGAAAUCUAUUUAAGUGUACUUAGUAUUUCUUUAUUUUUAUUUCCUUGGAUGCAUGUUGUGAUAUUUGGAAUUUUAUCUUUGACUUAUUUGUAUAAUACGGGAUGGUUUGAUAAUGUAUUUUGAAAUAUUUGUGUGUUAUUACACAUAAACUAUUAUUUGUAAUGUACGUACUUGAUGAUCAUGAUAAUUGUUGUUUACAGUUUUUAUCGAUAGACUGAUAGUCAAGAGCGGAUUUUAUAAACAAGCAACAUGGAUUGUUGUGGGCCAAAUUCAAUACGUAUUAAAAGGCCAACAGGACGAGUAGUGAAAACUGGUUACCUGACGUUUUAUGAAGAAGGAUGUUUUUUCAACGGAUGGAAGUCACAAUAUUUUGUGUUAUAUGACGACAGUAGUCUCUUAUGGUAUCAGGACCGCGACCAUUGCAUGUAUUACCACCACAAAGGUGGUAUUAAACUGAAGAUGGUAGCUAAUUUCAUGGCAGUUGGACCAAUGUGUCUUCAUACAGCUGGGUUUCCUCAACUUCCGAAAGGAAGUCAGGUUAUACAUUUAAUGGGUGUUCCAGACAUCUUCAAAAAGGGAACCAAAAAAGAAUAUAUUAAAAUGAACUGGAUUCUAUUUACUGCAGGUGAUGAGGACAUGAUCUGCCACCACCUCCUGCAAGACCUGAGCGUCCUCAUCAUUCGAUCAAUAGUCAUCAGGCUGGACCAUCUCCACCUACAAAUGUUGUGCAAUACCAACCACAAGGUAAAUUACCUGGGAAUAGGGAGAAACGGAGCAACACAGACUUUAGUACCGGUAAAUGAAUGUCUUACUAAUCAACCGAUACUAUGUAUUAUAUGUAAAUUUGAGCACGUCUAACAUAAAAUCUUACAUAAUUUUUA
Messenger RNA from Mytilus trossulus (common blue mussel), 939 nucleotides. RefSeq lists its product as uncharacterized. The transcript is spliced from 6 exons. The record is from RefSeq and is a predicted model, not a curated record. Bases 308 to 916 code for a protein of 202 amino acids. Lineage: Eukaryota; Metazoa; Mollusca; Bivalvia; Mytilida; Mytilidae.